AUGUUCACCUCGUUGCUGCGACCUAGACGUCACAGUCGUCACGUCGAUGAUGAUGGGCUACCGACGUCCCCUUCUGCGGGCCCAGCCUUUCGCAAGCCACCCCUUCGCAGACAUGCCACGGCAGACUUCACGGAAGCCGAUGAUGACGACGAGGAUUCAAACGACGGCAUGGGCGAUCAAUACGUUGAUGGAGACGAAGAGCAAGACGAUGAGGACAAUAGACUAGACGACGAGGAUGGCGUGCGUCGCUCCCUGCCUGUGCUACCUCUCUUCUCCGCCUCCUAUCUCGACUCCCUACCGAUUUACAACAUCACCCAUGCGAUCCGUGUCGUCGUCCAAGCCAGAACCGAAACGAGUUUAACAUGGGAACAACUUCGCUCGCCCCAGGUCUCCCAAUUCCUGGUGAAGCCCAUGCAACAGCAGAUCCGUACACAGCACUUCUCCAGAGCAACACUAUAUGCGCUGAUGGCGAACUGUCUCCAAUUUCACAAGGAGAGCCAACUGUAUCCAGGCAACGCCGGCACGAGCAUCACACGCGCCAAGGUUUGCGAGCUGCUAGCGGUCAAGCUGCUCAAGGAGUACAACACGCGCGAACUGAUUGACGCGCUCUCCUACGAUUUCUACCCACUCCAGGGGCUGCCUGGCAUCCAGCUCCCUGUGACCAAUUCCAAGGCAGAUGCCACGGCCAAGGCUGGACUCACGGCCGCAAGGACAUCGACACUCGAGGUUGCGAUUCGUGCCUCAGCAAAGCACUUUCUGGCACAUCCUCUCGUUGUGCAGCAGUUGGAGGCCAUCUGGAACGGUGCCAUCACGUUCUACUCGUCGGCGGAUACACUGCACCGGGGACCACCUUCAACACCAGUUUACCCUCCCAGCAAGAGUUCAAGCAAAGCCGACGACCGGACGCCGCUCUUAGGCGGACAGCAGCGAAAGGAAAUUGCAGCACAAGCUGUUCCCGGCAGACGGAGCGUCAUUCUCUACGAUCCGCGCAAUGCUUCGUUAUUCAAGCUAUCACGCCUGCGUGUGCCUCGAUACAGAUUCUUCUUGUCGACUCUGUCGCUCAUGGUCUUGAUCUGCCUGUUCCUGAGUGUGCUGGUGGAGCGGUCUACACGAAUCACCUCUCUUGAGCUCAUAUUCUGGUUCUGGUCCGCCGGCUUCAUGCUCGAUGAACUCGUCGGUUUCAACGAGCAGGGCUUUUCCCUCUAUAUCAUGAGCUUCUGGAACAUCUUUGAUCUCGGCAUCCUCGUCCUUCUCAUUAUUUACUACUGCAUGCGUGCCUACGGUGUCUUUCUCGUGGACCCAGGCCAUUGGAACGACCAAGCCUACGAUGUGCUCGCCGCCAACGCCAUCCUCCUUCUACCCCGUAUCUUCAGCGUGUUGGACCACUACCAAUACUUCUCCCAGCUGCUCAUUGCAUUCCGGUUGAUGGCCGUGGAUCUGGCUGCCGUGCUAGUCCUCGUCCUCAUUUCCUGCAGCGGCUUCUUCGUAUUCUUUACUCUAUCCAAGAAUUCCAAUGACGCUGGAGAAGUCGCGUACAAGAUCUUCCAGAUCUUGAUGGGCUUUACACCCGCGGCUUGGGAUAAGUGGCCGACAUAUGGAAUUCUCGAGAGGACACUGAUGGGGUUGUUCCUGAUCAUGUGUCACUUCGUUGUUGUAGGAGCACCAGUGAGGAGCAGCCCUACCGACCCAUUGUUACGCAAGCUAACGAAUGCCAGGUUCUUGUUUGCACUCAACACCAUCUCUAUGGUCAAGAAUGAUGCCCUAUUCUCAUACGUUGCCCCCGGCAACAUCUGUGCCUGGUUGCUGAUGCCACUUCGUUACUGCAUGCCCCUAAAGCACUUUGUUCUGUUGAACCGGACUAUCAUCAAAGUAACACACUUUCCUCUGCUGUUCUGCAUCUUUGCAUAUGAGAAGUUCUGGUUGGCAUCCAACAUAUAUGAACCUACCGAUCUCGUCGAAAACCCCGGCCGCGGACGUGGGAGACACAUGUCUCUCGCCGAUCCAGCCAACCGCGGCGCAAUGUUCAGCCCCAAUGUUCGGGUUCGGGAAGAAUCGGUAGUAGGCUUCCAAAAAGACAGGGCUUUGGAGGAAGUGUUCCGGCGAGGACCUGGCAUUGCCACCCUCCGAAGCCACAGAAGAAACGAAAGGAGAAAGACACAAAACGCUAUUCGAAAUUGGAUGGAACAGCAUGACGAGGUCGGAUCGUCCCCCGGCAACCGCGAAUGGCCGACUUUGGAUAGCAAAGCUGCACGGCCGGACUGGCACCGCAGGUUCAGCAUGAAUCGAGACUACCGGCCUAAUAGGCUCAGGCAGUUCUCUGACCUGCGUUCUGCUGCUAGCGAUCCAGCAGACAUGAUGUCCCAGGGGCACCCGGCUAUUGACGCUUCCCUUUCUCGCAAUGAGAAAAACUUCAGACGUGGGGAAGAAGUGAAGGACCAAACAGACGCCGACGGUGAUGACGAAUUGGUCACGAAUGAUGAGGAAGAGGAAGAUGAGAUGACCAACGCUGGCGACCACCAGCGUACCCGCUACGAGAAGCAUACCGAACAAGAAGACUACUUCACAACAGCACAGGCAACACACUAUCAUGCCCCGAAAGACUUCUUCGCAAGGACUCACGUCUUGCCGGGGGGGCGCAGCAGCGACGCUGCGGAUAGGGACCGUAUGAGCCGCCUUGUUCUCGCACGCAUGAAGACGCUCGAAGAGAGUUUCGCAGACGUGGCACGAGAACUACGUGGACUCAAGACGAAUUCCAAUUCGACAGCGCCGCCGACUAGGCACAACUCUUCGGGAGAAGACAAUUCGAAAGCCUCCCGAUCAUCUAUAGCCGAUGCAGCUGGUCGGGACCGCCGGAAAGGGCCAGAUGAGGCUCGACCCAAGAUACUCAAAAGGACAACGACUGCCACCAAGAGGCCCGGAAGCCGGAAGAGCAUGAUGGAGCCCCGCGUUGGGAUGACCAAGUCCAAAAAUAAGGGCAAGGAAGUGGCUCAAUCGUCUGAUUCGGAUGAUGGGAGGGCCGGCGACAGAGGUGAAGAUGGCUUCGCGAAGAAGGGCAGCUCACUCUGA
Messenger RNA from Verticillium alfalfae VaMs.102, 3066 nucleotides. RefSeq lists its product as hypothetical. Bases 1 to 3066 code for a protein of 1021 amino acids. Gene Ontology annotation, cellular component: membrane. Gene Ontology annotation, biological process: transmembrane transport; monoatomic ion transport. The record is from RefSeq and is a predicted model, not a curated record. The transcript is spliced from 4 exons. NCBI's taxonomy places the organism in Eukaryota, Fungi, Ascomycota, Sordariomycetes, Glomerellales, Plectosphaerellaceae. Gene Ontology annotation, molecular function: monoatomic ion channel activity.